UGAGUGACGUCAUUCUUUCUCCUUUCUUAUGUGCCGCUCUGCCUGGGUUAGUUCAGUUGCGUUCGGAGGGGUAGCGGCGUGUUAUUUUGUUUUUUAGCCUCUGGAGUUUCGAAGUGAGCCAGAAAUAUCAGUUACUUUCCCUGAGCACUUCAUAAGAUGAAUGCAGUUGUUGGGAAUAAGAUGGUGCGUCAUUAGACACUACUCCUGCUGUAAGCCCAAGGAAAACCACAUCAAGAUGGUCAAGUACAGACUUAUCCUGCUGAGGCACGGUGAAGGUGCUUGGAACAAAGAGAAUCGCUUCUGCAGCUGGGUGGACCAGAAGUUGAGUCGUGAUGGGGUGAAGGAAGCUCAGAACUGUGGCAGGCACCUCAAAUCACUUGGUUUUGAAUUUGACCUGGUGUUUACAUCCAUCCUCAGCCGUUCUAUUCAGACUGCCUGGCAUGUGCUGGAGGAAAUGGGGCAGGAGUGGGUUCCCACAGAGGCUUCCUGGCGGCUGAACGAACGACACUAUGGUGCCCUCAUAGGCCUCAACCGGGCAGAAAUGGCUCUGAACCAUGGCGAGGAGCAGGUGAAAAGAUGGCGAAGGAGCUAUGAUGUCACCCCGCCUCCCAUCACUGAAGCCCAUCCUUACUAUCACGAAAUCUAUAGUGAUCGCCGAUACAGCCACUGUGAUGUGCCCUUGGAAAAGCUACCCAAGGCAGAAAGCCUAAAAGAAGUACUUGAUAGACUUCUCCCCUAUUGGAAUGAGAGGAUAGCCCCAGAAGUGAAGAGGGGCAAAACUGUCCUCAUUUCUGCUCAUGGGAACAGCACACGAGCUCUGCUGAAGCAUCUGGAAAACAUUUCUGAUGAGGCCAUAGUCAACGUGACUCUUCCUACCGGCAUCCCAGUCCUCCUUGAACUUGAUGAAAAUCUGCGCCCCCUCGGCCAGCAUCGGUUUCUUGGCGACCAAGAAGUAAUCCAAGCUGCCAUCAAGAAGGUGGAAGACCAAGGGAAGGCCACACCUGUUGUUAAGAAAUAAAGACCACUUUACAAAGGUUCCGUCCUUAGCUUUUGCCCUGUGUGGUAAAAGGUAAUGCUACACAAUUGUAUUAUGCUGAUGUCUUUGCUUUUAAAUUCAUAGCAGUUAGAUUUCAAGAGUACCUAUUUGGAGAGUAGAGUUCAGAUCCAGUGGAAUGUGCUUUGGCGAGAUUUAAUUCAGAACAAGAAACUACUCUUGAAUGGACAAUCUACAUCUUUCUAUAAGUAAGGGGUGGGCAAUUGUGGUGGGUCUGGGGGCCAUUUUUACCCAUCCCUGGACCUUGGUACACCUUAACCUUAACAUUCCCCUACAAUAAAUAAAGAAAUAGGCCUCUAAGGACAUGGUGGCUUGCUUACAGGCUAUUUGUGGGAAGCCCUUUUUAAAAGGCGUGAAAUAGCCUGUUUUAAGAAGCAGGAAAUGAUUGGUUGGUAUUUUGCCUACCCCUUCUAUAGGAGAAGCCUAGAGCAAAAUCAGUGUGUUACAGAUCAGUGUCGCAAAACACCAUUAUAAUCUAUGGAGGGAACACUGUAAUUGACAUGGGUCUUAAGCCAGGGAGAGGAGGGUAGUAAGUUCUCAGUUUCACAAAUACUGAAACUUCACAGAAAUGUUUGAUUUAGAAGUUGAGGAGUUUUUAUGGUUAGGCAUUAUACUGGAGGUUAAUCUUAUUUGUUAGAUGGAAAUGUGUUAUUUAUAUUGAUGGCUGACAAUGUAAUUGUGAAUAAAACCCUUAUUUUUAUGUACACAAAAAUA
Pogona vitticeps (central bearded dragon) is the source of this 1768-nucleotide messenger RNA. It is a transcript of the gene BPGM, whose product is annotated as bisphosphoglycerate mutase. The record is from RefSeq and is a predicted model, not a curated record. Gene Ontology annotation, biological process: glycolytic process. Lineage: Eukaryota; Metazoa; Chordata; Lepidosauria; Squamata; Agamidae. Gene Ontology annotation, molecular function: intramolecular phosphotransferase activity.